This is a messenger RNA of Planococcus citri (citrus mealybug), 1269 nucleotides long. RefSeq lists its product as uncharacterized. The transcript has 14 exons. The record is from RefSeq and is a predicted model, not a curated record. The coding region runs from base 1 to 1269 and encodes 422 amino acids. NCBI's taxonomy places the organism in Eukaryota, Metazoa, Arthropoda, Insecta, Hemiptera, Pseudococcidae.
AUGGAUUACCAAGUUCUUAUUUUGAAAACGUAUCAAACCUGGAAUUCUGAAAACGAAACUGCCGAUGUGAAAAACGGUGAUCAUCCGAAAGAACAAUUGCAUCGUGUUGUUGAUAGAAUAAAUGAUGACGUCCAAGUUGCAAAUUCUGAUAAUCCUAUACCAAUUGACGAUCUUCUGCAGCAAUUUGAAAAUGAAAUUGAAAAAAAGGAUACUCGUAAGAAGCAGGAAAUGAUUGGAGCUCUACAAAGAAUACGAAGAGAUAUAUACGAUGAUUCCGUUCGACGAGUACAAGUCUUUUUAGGAGGAUUAUGGCGCGUUGUUGAUCUAGGAAUAGCUGGAAGUUUGCAAAGAAAAAGAUCAGCACAAAGAACAGAAGGAGUAUUCCAUGCUUUUCUCAAUUUGCUUCUGGCAUUGCACGAAUGGUUUUGGAGUUGGUUUAGUUUCGGAAAAGCGAACCAUGAGGAUGAGGAUGAAGACGAAGACGAAGACAGAUACGUACAUGAAAACCCACCUCAUCAUAAAGAAGAACCUUCUGAUUCUGAUCAUUCAGCCGAACCUAUAAAAGUAACAACAAAAAUCGGUGAAAAGGGCGAAGAUCAUCAUAAAAUCAUACAUAAAUUUGAAAUCGAUCCUUUCUUGGUUAAACUCAACAUGGAUAUUACAUGUCGUAUUCUAGACGACUCGAAGAAACCUCAUAAUUCUAGUACUGGAGGCUCGCCUGACUUAGAGAAAAAGAAAGUGGAUGAGCAUCCUUUAAAAGAGGAAGACGACGAUUGGGAUUAUACCGACACUGAAGACAAAGUGAAAUCGGAUAAAGAAAGGCCAAAAGAUUCAAAACCUCCUCCGCCGGGUUCUGAUUCAAAAUCUAAACCUUCGCCAAUACCACCUGGACAAUCAACAGAUGCUAAAGGAAAGGAGAAAGAUGCAAAUAAAUCAGACAAGGGUACUAGACCUGCACCUGAUGAUAUCGAUAGACCUCAGUUAACGCGUAGUCCAAGCAACGCUGGCGGUUCUGAUUCUCAACCUGUUUCGGGAGGUGGAGAUAAGCAAAAGAAAAAAUUCGAAGGGAAUCCGGUAGACAGAGAACUGCUUGCCAAUCCCCCUCCUCCUGGAAAGCCAUUGAGUUAUUCACAAAUGAAAAGGAUGAUACCACAAAAAACUCUUCCUCCAGAUGAUGACGAUGAUGAAGAUAUCGAUUGGGGGCCAGGAUAUGACAUCCAGGAGAAUAAUCCAUACAUGCCGAACUAUAAAAAUAAGAAUACCCCUUGA